This is a messenger RNA of Eucalyptus grandis, 639 nucleotides long. RefSeq names its product putative disease resistance protein At4g19050. The transcript has a single exon. Gene Ontology annotation, molecular function: protein binding. Lineage: Eukaryota; Viridiplantae; Streptophyta; Magnoliopsida; Myrtales; Myrtaceae. The coding region runs from base 1 to 639 and encodes 212 amino acids. The record is from RefSeq and is a predicted model, not a curated record.
AUGGAGGCCUUGCCAGAUCUUAAGGAUUUAGUGGAGUUGGAGAAGAUACGUCUGGGUGAUAAAGAUCCUAAGGAGCUCAUAUGUCCCUCAACACGGAUGGAGCCAAAAUCCAGAUCAAGUGAUCUCUUAGUUGCGCACAUAGUACUUCCGAAACUGAAGAUGUUAGAGUUGUCUCAUUCUCGAGUCAGUGAACUGCAACUUGGGCAUGGUUCACUCUCAUGUUCACAUCUUAAGAAGCUAGUUCUAUCUGGCGUGAAUCUUGAGAAUGUGCUGGACCUUCCCUCAUCAUUGUCCGUUUUAUCUAUUCGAUGUUGUUCUUCCUUGAGACAAUUGCCAGCAGUUCACCAUCUGAGCAAACUAUCAGAACUACAUCUCAUCCAAUCUGCAGUAGAAGAGAUUAAGGGACUUCAAGGACUAAUUUCUCUGGAAAUCUUGAAUAUUUCGCACUGUGAAAUAUGUAAUCUCAAUGGGCUUGGCCAAUUAACAGAUUUACGAAGUUUGAUUUUGUCAGACUGUAAUUCACUUGGUGGAUUGCCCGAUAUAUCAAACUUGAAGAUGUUGAACGUCCUAGUAGUCCAAAGAUGCAGCAUGUUAGUGAAUGCAAGGGAGAAAGCACAGAGCAAGUUCAGGAUGCAUUAA